Camellia sinensis is the source of this 624-nucleotide messenger RNA. RefSeq lists its product as uncharacterized. The record is from RefSeq and is a predicted model, not a curated record. NCBI's taxonomy places the organism in Eukaryota, Viridiplantae, Streptophyta, Magnoliopsida, Ericales, Theaceae.
AUGGCACCAUGCGUGGCACUGUAUGAAAGACGAUGCCGAUCACCUUUGUGUUGGAUGGAAGUCGGAGAUCGAAAACUGCUAGGACCUGAAAUCGUGCAAAUUACAAGUGAUAAAAUUCAACUCAUCCAACAGCGAAUUUGCACUGCUCAGAACUACCAAAAAAGCUAUGCUGAUACACAAAGACGGGACUUAGAAUUUCAAAUAGGAGAUCAUGUGUUUUUAAAGAUCUCACCCACAAGAGGGGUUAUCCGAUUUGAAAAACGAGGAAAGUUAAACCCACGUUACAUCGGACCAUUCGAGAUACUAAAAAGGAUUGGUUCUGUGGCAUAUCGCCUUGCACUUCCACCCGAACUGUCCAAUGUCAACAACGUGUUUCACGUUUCGAUGCUUCGUCGAUAUCUUCGAGAUCCAGAGCAUGUUGUCGAUUAUGAGAACUUGGAGGUUCAAGAAGACUUCUCUCAUGAAGAACAACCUGUGCAAAUUCUCGAUCGUCGUGAUCAGAUCCUUCGAAACAAGACUAUACCCCUUGCAAUAGUUUUGUGGAGGAAUCAUCGAGUUGAAGAAGCGACAUGGGAAACUGAGAGUCAAAUGCGGGCCAAGUACCUACACCUCUUCGAAAAGUAA